UAUUAGCGCCCUCUCACAGGACAAAGACACAUGUUAAGCCCCAUGAUCAUCGAGGGUGCCUUGGACCUAUUCAUAUCCCUAGUAGGCCUCAUGUGCAUGAUAGGGAUGUGCCCAUGGGACGUUUAAAAGUUGAAUAGUCAACUAUUCAUUCACCACAGAAAGUCGCCCUCUUUUCUAGCCAUCUAAAGUGAUCCUCAAUUAUUCGUCGCAAUGCCUUGGGAGCCAAUAAAGCUGAAUUCUGGAUACGAUAUUCCUAGUAUCGGAUUCGGUACUUGGAAGACGGGCAAAGGUCAAGGACCUGUCGACCAGAUCAAACAAGCUAUGAACAACGGAUUCAACCAUAUCGACACGGCGCAAAACUACGGGAACGAAAUAGAAACCGGCAUUGCUUUGAAAGAAAGCGGACUUCCUCGCUCAGACGUCUUUGUGACAACCAAGUACUCCCGUGUAAACAAUCUUGACGUCCCGACUUCCAUCAAGAAUAGUGUCAACAACCUUGGGGUAUCGUAUGUCGACCUUUAUCUGAUCCACUCUCCCCGUUGGGUAGCACCUGACAUUCCCACAUGUUGGGCACAAAUGGAAAAGGUUCAGGAAGACGGACUUGCCAAGAGCAUUGGUAUCAGCAACUUUAGUGUCCAAGACAUGGAACUUUUGAUGGCAUCUGCGAAAGUCAAACCUGCGGUCAACCAGAUUCUCCUUCACCCAUAUGUCUACCAGCGACAGAAACCUAUUCUUGAAUAUGCUGCAAAGAAUGGAAUCGUUAUCGAAGCCUACAGCGCACUGAUCCCCAUCACAAAGUUACCCGGCGGUCCUCUGGACAAACCGUUGAACGAAAUUGCCGCAAAGUUCGGUGCAACGCCCGAACAAGUUCUCAUGGCGUGGACGAAAGCCAAGGGCGCCGUCGUAGUCACCGGAAGCUCAAAGGAGAUGCGCCUGCGGAGUUACCUCGCGGCAGGUGAUAUAGCUUUGUCUCCCGAGGACAUUGCUGUCAUUGACGCUGCGGGCGCUUUGGGCCGAGGAGAAAUGAAUGUAAAGACUAUAUUGAGAAGGGUUGUCGUUUGGUUGUUGUAGGUGCAAUCGCUUGUGCCGCACUCUCCAGUGCAUACAACCUCCUCGGCAUUCGCAUGUAAAGUGACUUAGCCAUUGACAAAUACUCAAAUACCACCAGCACUGGUGCACACUGCGCCGCCAAUGCAGC
Messenger RNA from Suillus paluster, 1198 nucleotides. RefSeq names its product NADP-dependent oxidoreductase domain-containing protein. Gene Ontology annotation, cellular component: cytosol. The transcript is spliced from 10 exons. Bases 211 to 1071 code for a protein of 286 amino acids. NCBI's taxonomy places the organism in Eukaryota, Fungi, Basidiomycota, Agaricomycetes, Boletales, Suillaceae. The record is from RefSeq and is a predicted model, not a curated record. Gene Ontology annotation, molecular function: oxidoreductase activity, acting on NAD(P)H as acceptor; aldose reductase (NADPH) activity.